Dermochelys coriacea (leatherback sea turtle) is the source of this 2604-nucleotide messenger RNA. It is a transcript of the gene ALAD, whose product is annotated as aminolevulinate dehydratase. Gene Ontology annotation, molecular function: zinc ion binding; porphobilinogen synthase activity. Gene Ontology annotation, biological process: heme biosynthetic process. The transcript is spliced from 10 exons. The coding region runs from base 292 to 1101 and encodes 269 amino acids. The record is from RefSeq and is a predicted model, not a curated record. NCBI's taxonomy places the organism in Eukaryota, Metazoa, Chordata, Testudines, Dermochelyidae. Gene Ontology annotation, cellular component: cytosol.
GGGCCUUGUAAUGAACCGGGAGAUAAUGGAGUGUCCCAGGGUAGAGCCCUCGCCCUGGGCUCGUCCCCAGGCAGCAGAUAGCACGCCAGCCAGCCUUGCCCCCUGCCCCUUGGGAACCCCAGAUAAGGCUCCAGGCUGUUCCUCCCACAGCUGCUCCCAGGAUCUCCAGCAGGCAUCUGCUCUCGCUGAACGCUCAGCUGCCUGCAGAGCUCUUCACUAAGUGGGACUGAAACCUGCCCUGCCCCCGUUCAGGAAGCAAGGACAGGGUAUGGAGUCAACAAACUGGAGGGGAUGCUCCGCCCCCUAGUGGACGAGGGGCUGAAGUGCGUGUUGAUCUUUGGCGUCCCCACUAAAGUCCCCAAGGAUGAAAGGGGCUCAGCUGCCGACGUUGAGAACACCCCAGCCAUCCAGGCCAUAAAGAAGAUCUGUUCCUCCUUCCCAGAGCUACUGGUUGCCUGUGACGUCUGUCUGUGCCCCUAUACCUCUCACGGGCACUGCGGAAUCCUGCGGAAGGAUGGCACCAUCCAGAAUGAGGCCAGCUGCCAGCGGCUGGCAGAGGUGUCGCUAGCCUAUGCUAAGGCAGGAUGCCACAUCGUGGCCCCCUCAGACAUGAUGGACGGACGCAUCGCAGCCAUGAAAGAGGCUCUGAUCUCCAAUAACAUGGGCAACAAGGUCUCUGUGAUGAGCUACAGUGCCAAGUUUGCUUCCUGUUUCUAUGGCCCUUUCAGAGACGCUGCGCUGUCCAAACCUGCAUUCGGAGAUCGACGAUGUUACCAGCUUCCCCCAGGCGCCCGAGGCCUGGCCCUGCGAGCUGUGGACCGAGAUGUGCGGGAGGGAGCAGACAUGCUGAUGGUGAAGCCGGGGAUGCCCUACCUCGACCUCGUGAGAGAUGUCAAGGCCAAACAUCCCACCCACCCGCUGGCUGUUUAUCACGUGUCGGGGGAGUUUGCCAUGCUGUGGCAUGGAGCACAGGCAGGGGCCUUUAACCUAAAGGCUGCUGUCAUGGAAGUGAUGACCGGGUUCAGGCGAGCAGGAGCUGAUAUCAUCAUUACCUACUAUGUGCCCCAGCUCCUGAAGUGGCUGAAGGAGGAACAGGCGUGAAGUGCCUGAGUGAAGACAACACACAGAAGGAAACCUGCGAGGACCGGAAAGGACUGAAAUGCAAAAUGAGGAUUUUUGUGGGGCCUUAGAGAUACAAGGCUGAAUCCAGCCCCAGCGUAAGCCGGUCCAGCACCACUGGCGGCAGGGGUGCUGCACCUGCCUACGCUAAAGCUGACUUUAGCCCAAAGAACGCAAAGGAAAGCAAUAUUUUAAAAGUGUUAUUUUAGAACUGGGCUUAAUGCUGAGACCCUCCCCUGGCAGCAAAAUGCCUUAGGACCAGAACUGAUCUCCCCAGGGACCCACCUUGGAGAGGCACCUUCUUAAUGUGAUUGUUUAUUUUAAUGUGUCGCUGUGUGACACCAGAUGGGCAAUUUUUGAGAUUCUUCGUAAAGGAAGUGCCCAUUCCUGACCACUCCUCUACCCCAAUGUCCUUCUCAGUGUAGCCUGGGUAUUGGUAACACAGUGAAGGCUGAUGUGGGGCAGUUCACCUGCACAUUGGUCACAGGAGUGCUAGUUCAUUGGGGGUGUCUCAAGUGUUCACUGCAGAUGUUCUCCCUGCAGUAUACUAGUGAAAUAAUUCCUUUUCUACAGCCCACAGCAGAGCUUUGCUCUCAUCUGCUUGGGCUUUCUGCACCAAAACACUGUCUGAUUCACAACCAUGGAAGCAGCAAUUAAUGGCCAGAGGCAGUGCUGUCAGCCAGACACUGCAUUGACACUCUAACACGUUCCUCUUCUGAACACGCUGUUUCAAACUUUUUAAUACCCCAAGAUGCUUCAGAGCCCUUAGGGAGGAGGGGGUUCCCCUCCACACAUGCUUGUGCCUCAAAUCUGUUGUCAUUGUGUGGAAUAGGGAAUGUUGACCUGGUUCUGAGCUGUGGCCCUGCUGUCUUGAGGGCAACAGGGCAUGUGGGGCUAAGAAGUGACCUCAAGGGCCUUCAGAAGUAUAAUGUCCUGAUUGCUAAUGGGCCAUUGCACGUUCUGUCUAACAUUGCUAGGGGUUCUUUUAGCCCUGAGCACCCAGAAGACCAGCUCCCAGCACUCACAUUGGCUCUGUCAACUCGCAGUUCAGCUCUGGCCAUUGAUUCCCUAAAAGGACGCUGUCACGUUAUCCAGAAGUAUUGUGAAAAUUAAUCUUUCUUUAAAAACCAAGAGCACUAGAAAUGUUUCCCUAUUUUAAAAAUUCCAAUGAAAAUAAUUGUUUUAACCCACUGCUUGUUCCUGUGCCCCGUUUCAAACUCAGCACUGCAGCAGGCAGAACCAGGCAGUGAAAGUUGCCCUACUGGCUCUGCUGUCCAAUGCACACUUUAAAGUUACUUCACCCUAACAGUCCACUGUGGUGGUAGUAACAUAGCUGAGUACUUUAAUAUGUACCGUGGUUCUUAAGUUGGUCAUACUAUUAUGAAGUCUAGAUGUUAUAGAUUAGUUGCUAGAACUACUCUGCUUUGUUAGUCUCUAGCAGCAGUGUCUGAUAUUCAAUGCCUGGAGUGAGUUCAACUGAAAAUU